This is a messenger RNA of Spathaspora passalidarum NRRL Y-27907, 1515 nucleotides long. RefSeq lists its product as uncharacterized. Lineage: Eukaryota; Fungi; Ascomycota; Pichiomycetes; Serinales; Debaryomycetaceae. The transcript has a single exon. Bases 24 to 680 code for a protein of 218 amino acids. The record is from RefSeq and is a predicted model, not a curated record.
ACACACAAAACAUUGAAAAUAACAUGUAUAUUCCUAAGAAUUAUUUAGAAGAAAACUGGGAACAAGUUGAAUAUUUAGUUAAGAAAUAUCCUCUUGGUACCGUUAUCACUACUGCAGAGGAUGGAACCAUAAUUGCCAAUCACAUUCCUUUCUUUCUUAGACAAGAUGAAGAAACCGGUAAGAAAUAUUUGAUUGCUCACAUGGCCAAGGCAAACCAUCAACUUCCAACUUUGAGAGCUUAUGAAAAUGUCUUGGUGGUUUUCCAAUCACAGGAUACUUACAUUACUCCUAAUUAUUACCCAGGUAAACAGGAAACUCACAAGUACGUUCCAACUUGGGAUUUUGCCUGUGCUCACAUAUAUGGAAACUCACGGAUUGUCGAUGAUGCUGACUUUGUUAGAGAUCAAAUUACUAGAUUGACAAACCAACAGGAAGCUGGUAAACCCGAUGCUUGGAAAGUUAGCGAUGCCCCAGAAGGGUUUUUAAGAGCUAUGCAAAAGGCUAUCACAGGACUUGAAAUCGAAAUCACUAGAACUGAAUGCAAGUAUAAGAUGGAACAAAAGAUGAAGAAGCCUGAUAUCGAAGGGGUAAUUGAAGGUUUAGGUAAUGAUGGCCAAGAGGCAAUCAAGAAUUUGGCCAUCGAUGCUAAUAAGAGAUACGAUGCCAAGAAAGCUAUUUAGAAAAGUACAACCCAAAUAUUAAUAAUACAAAAUAUGAAGAGUAUAUAGUCGUUUGUUUAAUUUAUUUUCUUUUUUUUUAUUUACAUUCCAUAUAAUAAUACAAAGGAAGAACAACUAAACAACCGAGAGAUAUCUAUGCAUUGAAUUAGUACGGGGUAAAUCUGGCACCGCCUCUAAAUGCUCCUCUUCCCCUUCCCCUUCCUCUUGGAGCACCUCUAAAGGAACCUCUACCUCCUCUUCCUCCUCUGAAUGCACCACGCUUAAUUCCAAUUCCGGGAAUAUUUGUUCUUUUAGCACUGACUUUUAAUUGACGAUCUCUAAACAUUGAUCCGUCCAAAGUGGCUACCGCUUUGUUUACACCGUCCACAUCAGCAAAUUCUAAAUACGCAAACCCCUUAGGUUGACCAGUAUGCUUGUUCAUCAAAAUUGUGACUCUAUUGACAAUUCCACAACUCGAGAAAUGUUGUUGUAACUCCAAUGGAGUCGACCCAUAGUCUACAUUACCGAUAUAAAUAGAUCUAGCGUCAACAUCUCUUUUUUCUUCAUCGGUUUGUGGAGUAAUACCACUCAUGGCAGUGUCAUUGCUUAAUUGAGAAUGGAGCUCUCUUAAUUUGGCUGCUUCCCUUUCCAUUUCUUCAAUUCUUUCUCUAUUUGAUUCAUCUUGUUCAGGGUGUAUUAUCAAACUAACAUUGGCAUCUGGAGAGGUUUGAUCUUCAGAAUUACCAUGUUCAUAAGCUGGCUGUUCUUGCUGAUGGUCAGGAUAAUGCUGUUGCUGUGAAAUUGGUACCUCGUCUGACAUAUUUUAUAUUAUCGCUGCUUUCUUCUAAUGUAAGGC